AUGCAAAUUCUCCAGCUCGCCGGCGGAGGGCGGGAUCGGGAGCAAAUUUCGAGCGCUCGGCCAUUUUCCGGGGCCGGAGCGGGAUGCGCUAUCCGGAAUGAACCUACCUGUCUGAACAUCGGCAUAGGCGCAGCAAUUGGUCGCUGUAGGCUCAUCGAUGUGGACGACAAAUUGGCAACGCUGAAAACAUGCACAAGGAGAUUGCCUGUUGCAGUGAGGUGGGGCGCUGUAUGGAAGCCGUCUAGACGCUUGACAAAGUGCCACUCAGCACAGCAAGUGAAUACGGUAUUUCUGAUCAGUAUCAAAGCCUAG
Messenger RNA from Histoplasma capsulatum G186AR, 312 nucleotides. RefSeq lists its product as uncharacterized. The record is from RefSeq and is a predicted model, not a curated record. Bases 1 to 312 code for a protein of 103 amino acids. Lineage: Eukaryota; Fungi; Ascomycota; Eurotiomycetes; Onygenales; Ajellomycetaceae. The transcript is spliced from 3 exons.